Anopheles marshallii is the source of this 447-nucleotide messenger RNA. It is a transcript of the gene mago, whose product is annotated as protein mago nashi. Gene Ontology annotation, cellular component: nucleus; catalytic step 2 spliceosome; exon-exon junction complex. The coding region runs from base 1 to 447 and encodes 148 amino acids. Lineage: Eukaryota; Metazoa; Arthropoda; Insecta; Diptera; Culicidae. The transcript has 2 exons. The record is from RefSeq and is a predicted model, not a curated record. Gene Ontology annotation, biological process: RNA splicing.
AUGUCCAGCACGGAAGAUUUCUAUUUGCGUUACUACGUUGGCCACAAGGGCAAGUUUGGGCAUGAGUUUCUGGAGUUUGAGUUCCGGCCGGAUGGUAAGCUGCGGUAUGCAAACAACUCCAACUACAAGAACGACACCAUGAUCCGGAAGGAAGCGUACGUGCAUCAGGCGGUAAUGGAGGAACUAAAGCGCAUCAUACUGGAUUCGGAAAUUAUGGCCGAAGAUGAUUCCCUGUGGCCACCGCCGGAUCGAGUAGGACGACAGGAGUUAGAAAUAGUGAUAGGCGAUGAGCACAUCUCUUUCACCACAUCCAAAACGGGUUCGCUGGUGGACGUAAACCAGUCCAAAGAUCCGGAAGGACUUCGCGGGUUCUACUACCUCGUGCAGGAUCUAAAGUGUCUUGUGUUCUCAUUGAUUGGACUGCACUUCAAAAUCAAACCCAUCUAA